AUGUCUCCCACGGGAGCGAGCCCCCGCCUGCUGAACCCUCUGCGUCUGUUCGCUCGCUCUUCCCCUGGGAUCAAGGCCGACGCCAGGGAGAUCACAUAUAUACAGAACAUGGAGGACUUCUGGGACUGGUUAUCUAAUCAGACCGACUCCCAAGCUGUCCAGGCGCGCGCCAAACGCAGACCAAUCGUUAAAACCGGAAAGUUUAAGAAGAUGUUCGGCUGGGGGGAUUUCCACUCCAACAUCAAAACGGUCAAACUCAACUUACUCAUCACUGGGAAGAUUGUGGACCACGGGAAUGGCACUUUUAGCGUCUAUUUUCGCCACAAUUCCACCGGUUUGGGCAACGUCUCCGUCAGCUUGGUCCCCCCAUCCAAAGUGGUGGAGUUUGAAAUCGCACAGUCCACGCUGGAGCAGAAAGACACGAAAUCUUUCAACUGUCGCAUUGAGUACGAGAAAACGGACCGGAACAAGAAGACGGCUCUGUGCAAUUUUGACCCGUCCAAAGUGUGUUAUCAGGAGCAGACCCAGAGCCACGUGUCUUGGCUGUGCUCCAAGCCGUUCAAAGUCAUAUGCAUCUACAUUGCUUUCUACAGCGUGGACUACAAACUGGUUCAGAAGGUGUGCCCCGACUACAACUACCACAGUGACACGCCCUACUCCUCCACGGGAUGA
Knipowitschia caucasica is the source of this 672-nucleotide messenger RNA. Lineage: Eukaryota; Metazoa; Chordata; Actinopteri; Gobiiformes; Gobiidae. The record is from the annotation of a GenBank genome assembly.